AUGGCUCCCCAGAGCCUUGGGUUGCCCUUAAUUGCCGGUUUCCUGACGUGCCUGGCAACCAUUCUGGCUACUCGACCCAACAUCCACAUGUCCAACCUCAUCGAUCAACUCGCUAUGGAUGGCGUGCUCCCAGCCGGCAGCGCGUCGUCGAGUGCCGAGGCCCGCAACGAGCAGUCUCUUCAAAAGCUCACCUCUGUCGCCGUAGGGCGGAUCACCAACCUCCACGUUCCCGAUCUCGAGCUUGAUAAGCCCUUCGCCAUUGAUACCGAGGGGGCGACUUGGAUUCAAGGGUCAACUGGUCCGUUGCUGUUCUUAAUCCCCUCCACAGACCCAUUGUAG
Metarhizium acridum CQMa 102 is the source of this 339-nucleotide messenger RNA. The record is from RefSeq and is a predicted model, not a curated record. NCBI's taxonomy places the organism in Eukaryota, Fungi, Ascomycota, Sordariomycetes, Hypocreales, Clavicipitaceae.